This is a messenger RNA of Elaeis guineensis (African oil palm), 1011 nucleotides long. NCBI's taxonomy places the organism in Eukaryota, Viridiplantae, Streptophyta, Magnoliopsida, Arecales, Arecaceae. The record is from RefSeq and is a predicted model, not a curated record.
AUUUCUGGGAAGACGGCUUCUUAAUCUUGGUGUGCUGCUCUUUCCGAGAAGAGCCGGGGUGAGGGUUCGGUAGUCAGCAGCGGUAGGUGGAGAAGGCCCGGUCAGGCUGGGAUCGCGGGAAGGGAGCAGCGCGGUCUCUUACGCGGAUCGGUCUCACACCACCCGCCAGAGGGAAAGGAAAGAUGAACGAGAUAUUGACCGCGGCGGAUGUAGCUUCGUCGUCGAUGAAGUCCAUGGCGCCGCCCUCUCCUCCCUCGUCCCCGGCCGCCAAUCCCUCCCUCGUCUCCGCCCUCCUCGCCUUCUCCUUAGCCCAAUUUCUCAAGCUCUUCACCACCUGACAUACAGGUUUAAGGAGAAGAGAUGGGAUUCUAAGAGGUUGCUUGAGUCAGGUGGAAUGCCUUCAUCACAUUCAGCAACUGUGGCAGCUCUUGCUGUAGCUAUAGGUCUCGAAGAAGGAACUGGCACUUCUUCAUUUGCUCUUGCUGUGAUUUUCGCAUCUAUUGUGAUGUAUGAUGCAUCUGGGAUCAGAUUGCAUGCUGGCCAGCAAGCUGAGCUGUUGAAUCAAAUAGUAUGCGAACUGCCAUUGGAGCACCCUUUAUCUAGUGUUAGGCCUUUACGUGAACUUCUUGGACACACCCCACUUCAGGUUUGUGCAGGUGCUGUCCUUGGCUGCAUUGUAUCAUACCUGAUGAGAUACUCAGGAUGAGGAGAAAUUUGGCCUUUGUCUGCCAUAAUUGGUUCUGAUGGAAAUGGGGGUCAAUUACAUGGCUGAAACCAAUCCAUGCACCAACAAGAUAUUCUUAUUAAUAUUAGCUUGGGUAGGACAUAAAUACUUGUUGAUCUGAACGUGUUCAGUAAAAUUAGCUUUUGCACUUGUAUUAUAGAUGGUAAAAAUCUUGAUUCUCCUUGAAAAUUUAAGCACUGGUCCACAAAUGAAGAAAGAUGGUGCAAUAUUUGUGCCAACCCUUGGUUGGUGACCGAUUUAAAUGCCAAUUUGCACCCGCCAGAAAA